AUGGAAGCCCUUGGUGCCGUAGCUAGCAUUAUCACUGUCGUUGAGCUCACCGCCAAAGUCAUCAGCAAGUGCAAGCACCUUAUAGAGACGACGCGCGAUGCACCGAAGGACCUACGCCACAUCUUGAUCGAAAUUUCGUCUCUCAAAGCGGCGCUCGAGAGUCUUCAGUUCCUUUCCGAGUCUGCCACGGACGUUUCGGCCACUUUGCGGACGACGAACGAGAUCGAUGGCGCAAUCCAAGGCUGUCGCGAUACCGUGGAGGAGCUAGCCUCGGAGCUCGACGGCCUUUCGAUUUCGCAAAGUGCUCAAACGUCCUCUAGCAAGCGCCAGAAGCUCAAAGGCUCGUUAGGAUGGUGUUUGAAGGAGAGUAAGGCUCGGAAGCUGCUCGAUACGGCGAUACAGCACAAAUCUACAAUCACGCUAGCCUUGUUGGGCGACGUAGCCCGCGAACUGAAGGAGAUCAAGCAGAAUCUCUCAGAUGCGAAGCUCAGGGAGGUCUGCAACUGGUUGGAACAGAUCAAUCCCACGCGCUCCCACAAUGACGCCGUUAAAAUACGUGAAGAAGAGACAUGUCGCUGGAUCCUCCGCCAACAAGAAUGGCGAGAUUGGCGUGGAGGGAAUCGCCGCCCGAUCUGGAUAUAUGGCAUUCCAGGAGCCGGAAAGACCAUUCUCUCCUCGUAUAUCAACCAGCAGGUCCAGGCUCGGUGCGCAGGACAGUCCUCUAAGGCGUUCCAUCUCUACUUCUACUUCUCAUAUCGGCAUACGGACGAUCAAACCGUGGCCUUCCUAAGGUGGAUGCUGAGCCAGCUUUGCCGUCGUCUCUGCUACGUACCAGAAGAGAUACAGGAACUGUACCGCCAAAAUGCCGAGCCGACAUCGUCCGAGUUACUCCACGCUUCCAAGAUCCUACUCCAAGGGCUUGAUAUCGUUUACCUGGUCAUUGACGCCAUCGAUGAAUGUAACACGAGGGCCGAUCUUCUCGACGCUCUAACAAUCAUGUUGACUGAUCCGGAGUUCAACAAAAUCCGUCUGCUUUCCACCAGCCGCGAUUAUAUUGAUAUCCGAAGCCGGCUAGAGCCUCUCUCAUUUUCCCUUCCUAUGUCGAACUCUCUGGUGGAUGAGGAUAUUCGCGUCUACGUGACUGCCGAGCUCCAGAGUAAUCCUCGACUGAGCCGCUGGCCACCGGCUCUUGCAGAUGACAUUUUGGAGUCACUGGUCGAAGGCGCCAAGGGAAUGUUCCGCUGGGUCGCCUGCCAAAUGUACAUCCUGCAGUGGAAAAGAACCGAGUCCGAGAUGAGGAAAGCCCUCAAAGAGCUCCCUGAGACUCUGGAUGAAACCUACCAAAGAAUCCUCCGCGACAUACCUAAAGACGAGUGGCCGUACGCUAGGAAAGCCCUUGUAUGGACUGCAGCGCACGAGAUGAGUUGUUUCCGCCACGGGAUACCCAAUAGUUGCCUGGCUUCCGCGGUCUUCUCCAGCGACAAUCUACUCUCCUGGGGUUACGACGACCUAAAGGAAAUCUGUAGUUGUCUCAUAAACACAUCAUUAGUGGAAUAUGAGCCCGAUGAAGACGAUGAAUAUGGUAGUGUGAUAGAGUUUGGCGCCACCCGUCUCGCCCACUAUACCGUGAAGGAAUUCCUGUUCUCCAACCGUCUUGUUGACAGCGACAUCUCGUACUUCCAUUUGUCCGGACAAGAUGUUAUUCGCGAAUAUUUAGGCGACGUUUUUGGCCACUGUUUGACGCUGGAUCUCUUUAUGCCGCCAGGCGACCGGUUUCACGAGGAUUUCUCCGACUACUGCCGUGAAGCAGCACGGAUCGCGCCCUACUCCUUUGAAGACUUCAUCACGGAGGACGAGAGUCUGUGGAAACUUCAAAUCAGCUUUCUGAACAAACCCAAAUUUCCACCCAAUAGCUAUUCAAGAGCCCUUUUAUUUAUUGGUCUUGAAACCGAUUGGUCUUGGCACGAACUGCCGGAAUGCCUCGUCGAGCAACAAGCGCUUGUCCUGCUUCGUAUGCUACUAGGGGGUUUUAAUCGAAUGUCCGAGAAAUAUUUACUCGAACCUGAUUUGGAGGCCGUCCUGAGUGCCUCUUUUUUUGUCAAUCGUCUUGACAAAGAAUACGAUAUUCGUACCAAUAUUUUGGAGAUGGUCGGAUGUAUCGACCAGGAGGGACGUGAAAUUCUUUUCCGCGUCAUGGGCCAAAGGCUGCAACCAGACAUCUUCCUUAUGCUAUCCGUGGGGACGUGUCUGCAUCUAGACUAUUUCUCGUAUGUUGACUCCUGGGACAACCAUGAAGAGUUCAUCCAGGGAACACUGAGACGUCCUUUGGACAACGGCGCGGAUGCAAACGGAGCCGGCUUCAAGUUGACACCCCUUCAGCUCGCAGCGCUGCACGGUUGCGAACGAGGGGCGCGGAUACUGCUAGAUGCUGGUGCCGAUCCAAAUGCCUUGGGGAACCCUGGAGGGAAAGAUAUUCCGCAAAUCUCCCCCGACGACAUACGUAAGUGUCGCUGGAGUCCACUUCACAUUUUACGUCAUUCGAAGUCCGGCUUUGGGCAUAUGGAUUGGGAAAUGGAUGUGAACUUGUUCGGCGAGGGAUUCCCGAAGUAUGUAGAAAAGACGCAUCACGACCUGGAGUUGCUGUUGCUCCAACGCGGUGCUCGUGAUUUCGUUCUGAGCGAGGAUGGUUGCUUGAUGAUGGGGGACACCGUGACGGAAGACAAGAAGAUGGAGGGAUGGGACAUGGAUUCCCGGGAUUUUGUUCACGCUGAAAAGGGCAACUUCUCGAGUGAAGCCCAUGCGAUUCUUGGUAUGCUGUCUGAAUGCGAGGCUCGGCUUUCGCGGCCGUGAGCGGGAUGAGGUGCAGAGAGUGGUAAACAGAGCAAUAAAAUAGAAG
Messenger RNA from Trematosphaeria pertusa, 2896 nucleotides. RefSeq lists its product as uncharacterized. The record is from RefSeq and is a predicted model, not a curated record. Gene Ontology annotation, molecular function: protein binding. NCBI's taxonomy places the organism in Eukaryota, Fungi, Ascomycota, Dothideomycetes, Pleosporales, Trematosphaeriaceae. Bases 1 to 2850 code for a protein of 949 amino acids. The transcript has 3 exons.